This is a messenger RNA of Papilio xuthus (Asian swallowtail), 3000 nucleotides long. Its product is annotated as secernin-2. The coding region runs from base 537 to 1736 and encodes 399 amino acids. Gene Ontology annotation, molecular function: cysteine-type exopeptidase activity; dipeptidase activity. The transcript has 7 exons. NCBI's taxonomy places the organism in Eukaryota, Metazoa, Arthropoda, Insecta, Lepidoptera, Papilionidae. Gene Ontology annotation, biological process: proteolysis. The record is from RefSeq and is a predicted model, not a curated record.
AAAUUCGUUUUAGUGUCUUGUUAUCUUGCAUAUGAAAAAGUCCUUGUAAGUCAAUACCGAGUGAUAUGUUUUAUUCACCUUCUUCCUGUCUGCGAGUUGUUUUGCUUACAUUGUUGUACACGUGACAAAAUGAAAAAACAAAGAGGCGUUUAUUUUUGUUCCCGGUAACUUGCAGAGCGAUAAAAUGAUUAACAAUGAGUAAAUUAUAAUAUACAGGACACGCAGUCUUUUUCAUGCGCUUGUGUUGAGUGGUCAUUUCGCUCAUGUUUACAGUUUAUAUUUUUUAACAGAAAUAUUUAGUAACUUCUUAAUCGAAUGGUCAGUAGUCAUAAUACAUCAGUUUUUUGUGGCGUGCUAUAAGAAACUGGAUCAUUUGAGCAUUGAAUCGUGAUUCCACCGCGGGGGGAGAAUAUCAUGAGCAAAGAUCAGUUAGACAUUUUGAUAACAAAGAUAGUUAAGCCGUUGUGAAAAAUCAAUUAUAAACAAAGUCGAGAUCCAAGAUAAAGUCUUUAUUAAUAUAGAUAUUCCGUGCCACGAUGAGUUCACCGAGAUCCUGCGACACUUUUGUGGUUUUACCACCACUCACGAAAGAUAAUCUAGUAAUCUUUGGGAAAAAUUCGGACCGUCCACAGAACGAAGUCCAAGAAGUAAUUUGUAUAAGAGACCGAGCCCGCAAUAUAAAAUUAAAGUGUACUUACAUUACAAUUGAUGAAAGUUCCGAGCCAAUAAAUAGUGUGAUACUGAGCAAGCCUGCAUGGAUGUGGGGCGCUGAGAUGGGUGCAAAUGAUAAAAAUGUUGUCAUCGGUAAUGAGGCUGUUUGGACAAGCAACAAUGAAGGAGAAGGUGAUGCUCGGCAGAAGAGAUUGUUAGGAAUGGAUUUAGUGAGGUUGGGUCUGGAAAGAGGCAAUUCUGCUGAGAGUGCAUUGAAUGUGAUAACCAAUCUUCUAGAGAAACAUGGCCAAGGUGGGCCAUGCUCGGAGUUUGAUGACAGUCACUUCUAUCAUAAUUCCUUCCUGAUUGCUGAUGCCAAGGAGGCAUGGGUUUUGGAAACGAGCGGCAAACUGUGGGCUGCAGAAAAGAUUACUUCCGGCUACAGAAAUAUAUCUAAUGGAUUGACAAUAAUGACUAAAUUUGAUAAGUAUUCAAGGGGAUUGUUUGUUAAAGCCGAAGCAACUGGCUUCUGGAAUGGUCAAGAUGAAUUUGACUUCAUGAAGUGUUUCUCAUCGGGUGGAGAUGAGAAGAGACAGCAGGAGGGGGAGAGACUUCUGCGGGAGGGGACGGCACUGAGAUCCUUCGGAGUCAAGGACAUGUUCAAUGUUCUCCGCCACAAGGAAAGUGGCAUCUGUCGCGGCUGCGAAGACACAUUCCCUACUCAGGGCAGUCAGGUGUCAGCGCUGUCGUUUGACGGGCUGAGUGUGCAUUGGUUCACGGCGACUCCGGAUCCCAGCAUUUCCUAUUUUAAGCCGUUCGUCUUCACGCCCAAUUCCCAUGUCUCGCCUUACACUGAGAGCCCUAAUGAGCCUAAAAGAGAGCAUGACCUUUACAAGUUGCAUGCUAAAUGCCAGGCCAAAGAAAACAGCGAGGUGGUAUCAAAAAUACUACGCGAAAUGGAAGACAGCUGUUUGUUCGAAAUUGAAGAGUUUUUAAGUAAUUACGACCCAGAUAAUACUUCCUUGGAGGAAUUAGACAACUUAAUGAAGGAUUGCGUUGAUACUGAAGUUAAAUUGUACGAGUAAACUUUUGAAUUCUUUUAUACGGACAUGAUUCUUAAUAUAAAUAUUGGUUUUCGCUGACGUAACACAAAAACAUAUAGCUAUCCUUGUCUUAUCUCUAAUUCACUUCUAAAAAGGUAAGAGACAAAUAUUAAGAAUUUCACAGCAAACGAUAAUAUUUUGGUACAUAUCAGCAGUGGAAAUUCACAGUUAAAUUGCAUUGAAAGCUUUAUAUCUCUUAAUAUUUGAUUAAUUUUUCAUGUUUAUCCUACUUAAGUAUUUUUUUUUAAUAGAAUUAAGUAUUUUUUUGUGCUCUAAAUGUUAAGUUAAUUUUAAAAAUUUGAGCUUAUUGAUAAAUAGGCCGGCUUUGUGCGGGCAUACAGGCACCAGCUUUAUAAAUAUAGAAAUAUAUAAAUAUCUAUUUCUAUGAAUGUUUUAUAUAUUCACUUGUUAUGUUGGCAUUAUUUUCUAUGUACAAUAGUUAUAUAAAGGACAAAUUGUUCAGAUAAUAUUAUCAAUGUUUUAAAGCUAUUUUUUUCCAUUUUUGACAUUUCAUAUUAAUGGGGAGAAAAACUGCCUUUGUGAGCAAAGUUAUAGCAAAGAAUAGAUUGUGUGGUUAUAAAUAUACCACAAAUAUACAAAAAAAAACAUUUCUUUUAUACUAGCUGUCGCCCCCGACUCCGUCUGCUAGGACUUAAAACUCAAUGAGUAACCUAUAUGUUCUUCUGGACUAUUUUCUACAUCUGUACGAAAUUUCAUCAAGAUCCGUUGAGCCGUUCCGGAGAUACCUCCAAACAAACAUACAUCUAAACAUUGGCAUUUAUAUUAUUAUAGUAAAAUAUAAAGUAAUCUGUGGACUGCAGUCAUAAUAACGUCCGUCAAAUUUAACUGAAUUAAUUAACAUUAAAAUAAUAAGUUUUUUUUAACGUAGUUCGUAAAUUAUUUAUGACAAAAAAUAGAAAAGGGUGUUUUUUAAAUUGCAAGAAUGACGUAUAUAAUUUGACAGUUGACAGUUCAUUCUUGACACUACCGCCACCUACUUGGAGCUUUCAGUUUUUCUCUCCAUUAUAAAAAGUUAUAAUACAGUUGUAGUUUAAAUAAAAAAAAAUUCUAGAUAUUUCUAUGUAUUAAGUUUUUUUAAUACAAAAUAAUUUUAGACUGAUUAUAUUAUAGUUAUAUUUUUUUUUGUAAGAUUUAAAAGCGUAUUGUUUCGUGAGUACUUUGGAAAAGUCCUUUGGCGUUGGCUUUGAAAUUUGCUUUUGCAAACAUCUUAACAUUUAAAAAAAAA